This is a messenger RNA of Salmo salar (Atlantic salmon), 2157 nucleotides long. It is a transcript of the gene tmem38b, whose product is annotated as transmembrane protein 38B. Gene Ontology annotation, cellular component: membrane. Gene Ontology annotation, biological process: potassium ion transmembrane transport. Gene Ontology annotation, molecular function: identical protein binding; potassium channel activity. The record is from RefSeq and is a predicted model, not a curated record. NCBI's taxonomy places the organism in Eukaryota, Metazoa, Chordata, Actinopteri, Salmoniformes, Salmonidae.
GGCAUUGCAUUGGCUGUCCCUUGUCCAUAGGGAGCCGUUGCUGACCGAUAAACAGGUGUUGUCAGUUUUGCGCUCGUCAGAACCAGCUGUUUUGAUCUGAACUCUGAAGACAAAACAGACGCGACAGACCGGGGAUAAACCACUAACCGACUGCUCAGAUGCUCGGAGUUGGACGACUGCCACUUAUUUAAACACCUCGAAGAUUAGAAGUAGAGAGCACUCAUAUCGAGGGAUUCCAGAGUAACAGAAAUAUGGAUUUGUUUGGGGUUCUGAAUUUGGACGAAGUGUCCCAUGGACUGGCUGGUCUGUCCAUGUUUCCAUACUUUGACACGGCGCAUUACAUUGUCUCAGUGAUGGCAUUGCGAGAACAGCCAGGUGCCCUGGAGGUGGCGCGGAGGAGCCCGUUUGCCUGCUGGUUCAGUUCCAUGCUCUACUGCUUCGGCGGGGGCAUUCUCUCAGGUUUCAUGAUGGCUGAGGCCCCCAUAGCCUUCCUGUCCAACAGCACCAGCGUUCUCAUGGCCUCUGUCAUAUGGUACCUGGUGUUCUACUGCCCCCAGGACGUGGUGUACUCCUGUACCGCCCUCUUCCCCCUGCGUCUGGUGCUGACGGGUAUGAAGGAGGUGACCCGCACAUGGAAGGUCCUGGGGGGUGUGGCUCAGGCACACAGCAAGUACAAGGAUGGCCUGCUGGUGAUGAUCGCUAUAGGAUGGGCUAAAGGUGCUGGAGGGGGUCUGAUCAGUAACUUUGAGCAGCUGGUACGAGGAGUCUGGAAGCCAGAGACCAACGAGCUUCUUAAGAUGACCUACCCCACUAAGGUCACCUUGAUAGGAGCGGUGCUGUUUGCCCUGCAGCAGAACCAGUACCUUCCUGUCCAGAAACAGCACCUCAUGCUGAUCUACACUGUCUUCACCGUCGUCAACAAGACAAGGAUGAUGCUGACCGGCUCCUCUUCCUCACCCUUUGCUCCCAUCGAGUCUGUCAUAUACAGCACAUUCUUCGCUGGUCCAUCACCAUCCUCCUAUACCACCCUCACCACGGAGACUGAGACCCUUGAAGUGAAGAAGCCGUCCACAGCCACUAAGAAGAGCAUGAAAGAGGCCUGUGAGAGCCUGAACGGCGCAGCCCCUGGCUCCCCGUCCAAGAUUGCUGCACACAAGAGGGGAAAGGGCUCCCCGAAGAAGGCCAAAGAGCAACCGGAAAGCACUGAAACGGAGAGCAAUAAGAAGAGUGACUAGUGACUGUACUGUAUAGAAAUAUAGUCUAUAGAAUGGACGGCCACUUAGCACACUGGAAUUUGACUGGUAAAGGCAUGGGUACACUUAAUAUGGCGGCCAGUUCACCCAUUGUUAGUACAUUGACUUGAAUGGGGAUGUCCAUUCUAUAAAUUAUAUUUCUAUGCUGUAAUGCCCUCCUUAUCCUGGCUAGGACAAUCUAUCCUCCUUGUCCUGUGACACCGUCAUCCUGUGAUGGGUCCCAAUCUGCCCACUACCCCACCCCCUUGGUCCUAACACUUUGAUGUGUGUAGAUCUGUAAGGUGUAAGCAAUAUCAAUUAUGGCUAGGGUUGGAAAAUUCCUGCAACUUUCAAUAAAUUCCCUGGUUUUCCCAAAAUCCCGGUUGGAGGAUUCCUGGAAUCAGGGAAUAAGCAGGAAAUCUGGAGUCCUCCAACCAGGACUUCUGAAAAGCCAGGGAAAUGAUUGAACGUUCUAGAAAUUUUGCAACCCUAGUUAUGGCCAAGCGGGAGGAAAUUGGGGACCGCCUGAAUGAGUGCAAAUAUAAUCUAUGCUGAUUUUAUUAUACAGUAAAUGUAUCUAUAUUUUAUAUUGAAGUUUGAUAAUCCUUUUGUAAUUAUGCGUUGAUGAAUCCAGUUUUUACUAAGGGAUAAAUACUGUCCAUGAUGCUGAUCCAUGACUGUCGGCCACUGUUUAACUGUAUUUUAAUAUAAAAUAUUCUGUUUUAUUGGCCUGUAUUUCCUACUAUGAAAUAUUUUACAUAUAGAGAGUUUAUAUAAUUAUUACUCAGAUGUUCUAUUGUAUUUAUACUCACGGAAAUGCACUUGAAUUACACGUUUCUAAAUGGAAUGCUUUUUGGUACACUUACUCUUUUGUGAAUGCUAGUCUAUUGAGCGCUUCAAAAGUAAAUGAUCACAUGCACUUUAA